Bolinopsis microptera is the source of this 1023-nucleotide messenger RNA. Its product is annotated as cysteinyl leukotriene receptor 1-like. The record is from RefSeq and is a predicted model, not a curated record. Gene Ontology annotation, biological process: neuropeptide signaling pathway. Gene Ontology annotation, molecular function: G protein-coupled peptide receptor activity. Gene Ontology annotation, cellular component: plasma membrane. Lineage: Eukaryota; Metazoa; Ctenophora; Tentaculata; Lobata; Bolinopsidae. Bases 1 to 1023 code for a protein of 340 amino acids. The transcript has a single exon.
AUGACCGAUGUAGCCCCACCGAUAUAUUCAAACCAGACUUUGUUUGCUUUGCAGAGCAGUUCAAGAUAUGCCUGGACCGGAUUUAACAUUUUCCUGCUCUUCUCGUCCCUAGUAGGUGAUAGUAUCAUCCUAGUAGCUUCCAUAAAGUACAAUGCUUUCAAGCUACACAAAAUGAGUGUAGUGCUGAUUCAGCACAUGGCUAUUUGUGACUUGAUGCUGGCGAUGACUCUGAUCCUUCCAACCAUCGUUUCGUUAACCUCAAACGAGUGGGUUCUUGGAAGCACAAUGUGCUUUCUUCAGCCAUACUUUGUGCAUUUGGGCUAUACUGGGAGUAUCUAUUUCACCCUAGCGAUGACAACGACCAAACUGAUCAUUCUCAAGAACCCAUUUCUAGCACGGGAGUGGUCAAGAAAAAAGGCUCACCUAAUUUGUGUACUGAUUUGGAUCUUCUCUCUUGCUGUUGACCUAAUGGUCAUCAGCACUGGCCCAAAAGAUGCAUAUUUUGAUUACAGACGGUACUGCUGCAGAUCUGGUCUCAGUGCUCCUAUUUGGAGAAUAGUUCUCCUACCUCUGGUCGCAUUAUUCGUUGGCAUCCUACCUGUUGCCUUGGUGAUCAUCACUACCCUGAUGUUGCUUUGGAAAGCUUGGAAAAUUACCAGACGAGGAGGAAAGAACCUGAAACUGGAGGGAGUCCUGACGGUAGUCCUGACUGCCACUGUCUUCACUAUCUCCUUCCUUCCCUACACAACUUAUCACAUCGGAUCAAACUUCGCUGCCAAAGACCCACUGAGUACCUAUCAUGUCCUCUUUUUCACAGUGGCGUCGAACAUAAUGUCGAUCAACAUAAUGUGCAAUUUCUACAUAUACAGCCUAACUGUGCAUAGCUACAGGCAGUUCCUUGUGACCAGACUCGGUCUUGCAAAUCGGAAAAGCCCCGAUAUCUCUGGAGACACUGCACUGUCUCUAAGACGAAAAGACAAAGAAGGACUGGAUAUCGAGUUGAACAUUGAAAGAUCAGCCUGA